Messenger RNA from Maudiozyma barnettii, 1710 nucleotides. RefSeq names its product Mcp2p (gene CQD2). NCBI's taxonomy places the organism in Eukaryota, Fungi, Ascomycota, Saccharomycetes, Saccharomycetales, Saccharomycetaceae. The transcript has a single exon. The record is from RefSeq and is a predicted model, not a curated record. Bases 1 to 1710 code for a protein of 569 amino acids. Gene Ontology annotation, biological process: lipid homeostasis; mitochondrion organization. Gene Ontology annotation, cellular component: mitochondrial inner membrane.
AUGAGGCCCUUGUUUCAGCGUUUCCCAUUCUUACAUAUACCACGCAGGUGGGUAUCACAAUCCUCCAGAUCUGCUCCAGUAAGGAGUUGGAAAGAAACCGUCUCCAAAAAUAAGAAGAAGACUUUGUUUGGUGCAAGUCUGGCGUCGGGAGUGUUGUUAUAUGACAGCGACGGUGCUGUCCAUAAUUUUGUUGAUCAUGUCUAUUUCACUAGUGAGCGUGCUGGGGUAGUAGCGAAGGCUACAGCAAGAUGUUUUUAUUAUUAUAAGAAGACAUUAGAUGACCCUUAUCCGGAUGAAGAAUCUAGAAAGGAAGCAUUAUCAAAAUGUCACAGCCAAUGUGCACUUAUUACAUUGGACGCUUUAAGAACUAAUGGAGGGAUCUUUAUUAAAUUUGGUCAACACAUCGGUGCAAUGACAUAUUUAUUACCAAUGGAAUGGACAGAGACUAUGAUUCCAUUACAGGACCAAUGUCCUGAAUCUUCUAUAGAGUCGAUCAAUGAGAUGUUUAUUAGUGACACAGGUAAAUCUAUCGCCGAGACAUUUAGUGAAUUUAAUGACGUACCUAUCGGUGUAGCGUCUUUAGCACAAGUUUAUAUUGCGAAGUUGAGGUCAACGGGACAAAAUGUUGCAGUGAAAUGUCAACACCCAGAAUUAAAAGAAUUUAUUCCUGUGGAUGUCAUCUUAACAAAGACGGUAUUUUCAUUAAUGGAUAGGGUGUUUCCAGAAUAUCCCUUAAUGUGGCUCGGUGAUGAAUUACAAUCUUCGAUAUACACAGAAUUAGAUUUUAAUAAAGAAGCAGAAAAUGCAAUUAAUACCCAGAGUUAUUUCAAGAAAUUUACUAAGAUGACAGCACUAAAAGUGCCAGAUGUUAUCGAGGCACAUCAAAGAAUUCUGAUUAUGGAAUAUGUCGAAGGUAAAAGACUGGAUAAUAUAGAGUUUAUUGAUAGCAACCGUAUAUCAAGGGUUGAAGUAUCGUCAUGUUUGUCACAUAUAUUUAGUAACAUGAUCUUUACACCAAAUGUUGGUCUACAUUGUGAUCCUCAUGGGGGUAAUUUAGCCAUUAGACCCGUGACUCCAACGAGUAACAACCCUCAUAAUUUUGAAAUUAUUUUAUUUGAUCAUGGUUUAUAUAGGUUCCCAGAGACACAAAUGAGAAGAGAUUAUGCGAGAUUUUGGUUAGCAUUAUUAGAUCAAGAUCAAGACAAGAUGCGUUUUUAUGCUAAACGGUUUGCUAAUAUUAACGAUGAACAAUUCCCAUUAUUUGCCGCUGCCAUUACGGGUCGUAGUAUAGAUGUGGCGUUACAUUAUGAUAUCAGCACUCGAAGAAGUAAAGAGGAAAUCAGUUCGAUGACAUCUCGUUUCAUGGAUGGAGAGUUUUUACCGGACUUAAUGAGUAUCUUAUCUCGAAUCCCUAGAAUUGUAUUACUGAUUCUUAAGACAAAUGAUCUGACUAGAUAUUUGGAUGAAUCGUUGCAUAAUCCGCUGGGUCCCGAACGCACUUUUUUAAUUAUGACCCAGUAUUGUUCAAAGACUGUCUAUGGAGAGGAUUGUGAACAGAACGACAACAUUAAUGGUCGUUGGACCCUAAGAUGGACGCUCACUUAUAUUAUGAAUUGGAUACGUUACGAAAGACGCCGUAACCAGUUAUUCUUGUACGACACCAUUCUAUGGUACCAUCAGUUUAUCUCCCGCAUGUGGAACGUUCUCUAG